UAUUAUUCUAUAGCACCCUCACCCUAUAGAUCUAGUAUAAAUUUUAAAAAAUAAUGUUAAAAUGUAUGAAACUACUAAAUUAGGUCUACUGUACAAGUUGUCAUUGAUAAAUAAACUAUCAAUAGAUAAUAGAGACAGGCCAGUCUAUAAAAAUAUAACAAAACGUUAGAAUAAAAUAUAACAAAAUAUUAGGCCUAUACUUUAAUCUUAUUAAAUGCUAUAUUGAAGUAACCUAUUUAUCCAUUUAAUUGAAAGUUAUCCUAUUUUAAAGCCUUUUGACUACAGGCUGACACAUUUUAAGGCUAGUUAACCUGACAAUACCAUCAACCUUGUAACUUAUACCCAGUUGAAAAAAUACUGGCCUUGAAAGAAUGGAGUUUCUGAAGGGUCUAAAGGAAGCUAGAGACAAGGGUUUAUCUAAGGAUGAAUAUGUUUAUGAAUGGGAAACGAAGAUGAAUGAACUUCGGCAUAAUAUUGAGACUAAGAUAGUUGGCCUCCAGUCAACCAUGCAGCCUGAACUAAAUCCUAUGAAGAAUUCUUCAAAUAACAUGAUAAACCAAAAUAAGAAUUAUUUAGAGCAAACUGUGGCUUGUUUGCAACAAGAGUUUCAUCAACAGUUGGAGGAAAUGAAGAAGUCUGUGAAAGAAAUGUGCGAAGAACAGCAUCGCGUUCUAAGGAAGUUUGUUGAGGAUGAGUGUGUGAUGAAUUUGAAUUCCAUGAAACAGUAUGUCCAGAAUGAGAUGCAGCUCAUGUUUGAGAGCAUAGAGAAGAAAUUAAACUGUUCUAAGGCAGAGGAUCCCUUCAGCUACCACACAGACAAUCUGAAUGGUGAUCUAUUCAACAAACAUCAAGGGAUAGAAGCAGCUUUUUCUUCUGCCAAUUUUUUUCAACCAUCCGCACAUAAUUAUCCACAACAUAUUCCAUUUGAUUAUCCUCAACAAAUAUUAUUGGAUUAUCCCCAGCAAAAAAUUUCGGAUUAUAUUCAGCACAUUCCAUCUGACAUUUCUCAGAAAAUACCAUCAAACACUCAACAAUUGCCUUUGGAUAACGCUAAGCCCUCACUAUCCACUCAUUCUCAACAACCUGCAACUCAGAGCUUUCUACCUCACAAUUUCUCCUCCGAAAAGGCUUGGGAUAAUUCACGCAUGUCCUACGCAGCUGUAGCUGCCGCCAUACCACUGGACGAUGAUUAUGAACAGAUUCUACUGCCAGGUGUUGAAGAAGAUUCAGGUUCUGUUGGUGUCAGCUCUGAAGGGACUGAGAGCAGUGACCCAGUACAUGCCACUGGACCAAUAGCUGAGAUUAUCUCUCAGCAGUUAUCUCAGACAGGAUUAACUUCCUCAGGUAGUCAAAGCUCUGUAUCUCGUUCAAGGCCAGCCAGUGCCCUGGCAUCACGAAAGCCUAGUGAAACACAAAUAGGUGGUGUGCAGACUAAUGAGAUCAGGUGUGUGAUACCCAACUGUAGUGAACUAGCGAAGAAUAGAAAAAUUUUCUACUCGAAAUACGUUUACACUCAACCUAAAAGAUGCAAAGUGAGACUGGGUGUGCACUUCACUGAGACCAGUGUUCUCAGUGUAAACGUGCUUGUCUGUGCGGACGCCAUUCAUGAUGAGUUGUCCUGGCCAAUCACGUUCUCUGGGCGUGGGGAGAUCUACAACCAUGGGUCCAAGAGGUUCACCCAGAUCUGGGAACUGAAGCCGCAGGCAUGUCUGAAACCCAAGCCAGGGUCUGAGGUGCGGCUUAGAGCACAUGUUGCUCUGGUCACCAGCAGAGCUACCUACACUGAGGUCAGUUUUGAGCAGCUCUGCACUAAACGUUAUGAAAAUGAGAAUAAACUUUCUAUGAAGUUUAGCAUUAAAGCAUCUGAUGAUCCUCAGUGAAAGGUGUGAAUUUAUAAUUACUCAAUUUCUGAUUUUAGAUGUGUUUUUUUUUUUUUUAAAUUCUGUUUUGUUUAACAAAUUCCAAUUUUUCCAGUUCGUUUUGUAAUUAAUUUGAAAUUAAUAAUUACAAAACAUUUAAAAGCUUAUUGUAUUAGUUGCAUUAUACAUUUUAUUGCAUUUAUCUUUAUUUUGUUGUAAAUUGUUCUUAAUUAGUUGUAAAAGUAGAAAAACAAAUAUUUUGUUUAAAAUGUCAUUGUUUUAGCUUUUGAUUCCUGUCUUUUAAUUAUUGUAUUAAGUUGUAUAAUUUGUGUGGUUAUUCAAAAUCCCAUGUCUACAUACAGGAUGUUCAUAUUUUAAAUGCACAUUAAAUUUAAAUAUGGGGUUUACAACACUGUUUUCUAGAUCUACAAGAUUCUGGGAAACAUAUUUUCUUUUAAAUAUCUGAAUUCAUGAUGCUAAAAUUUUGUUCAUUUUUUAAUGCUUAAGUUUAGUGGAGUAAUUUUACUAUUGAUGCUAAAUUGCUUUUGCAAAUUUACAAUUACCUGAUUUUUUUU
Physella acuta is the source of this 2434-nucleotide messenger RNA. RefSeq lists its product as uncharacterized. The record is from RefSeq and is a predicted model, not a curated record. Lineage: Eukaryota; Metazoa; Mollusca; Gastropoda; Physidae.